Messenger RNA from Temnothorax curvispinosus, 1448 nucleotides. RefSeq names its product dehydrogenase/reductase SDR family protein 7-like. NCBI's taxonomy places the organism in Eukaryota, Metazoa, Arthropoda, Insecta, Hymenoptera, Formicidae. Gene Ontology annotation, cellular component: membrane. The coding region runs from base 345 to 1301 and encodes 318 amino acids. Gene Ontology annotation, molecular function: oxidoreductase activity. The transcript has 6 exons. The record is from RefSeq and is a predicted model, not a curated record.
CACUAUUUUCUUAGCUUUGCACUUUACAUUUUUGCCUUUUUCAAGUGGAAAACAGAUACAAGUGUAGAAAGUGCAACUGAAACGAUUAGGCCUCUUAUCGCAAAGAGCGGCGAACUUCAGUGUUUAGUGUUUACUGAUGACACAUGUUUCAAAGGUUAUAUCUAUUGCUGACACGAAUGAUAUAACUGUUCGAUUAAAAUAAAUAAUUUUGAUAAUACUGUCUUAACAGCAACCUCUGAUUGAUCAGAAAACAAUUUAACUCAUGGAUAAUAAUUAAUUAAUACAAUUAAUAAAUAUAUUAUUGAACCAUUAAUUGUCGUUAUUCGAUCAAAAUUCGUAUUAUUAUGAAACGAGAGGAAUCUUUAGCUGGAUGGAAUAUUAUAUGGUGGUUAUUUAAGUUAUUCGGUCUCCCAAUCACUCUUCCUUGGCUCGUGUAUCAUUUUUAUGAUAUUAUGCAGCAAAAACGGAGAAGAGCUGCUCUUGGCAAUAAGGUUGUGAUGAUAACCGGUGCUAGUUCUGGCUUAGGAGAAGCUUUGGCUCAUAUAUUUUACAGUUCAGGUUGCAGAGUUAUCUUGGUAUCUCGUAGAAAAGAGGAGUUGGAAAGAGUAAAAAAUGAUUUAAUAAAUACUCAUCAAACAGUUCCAACUUAUCCACCUAUCGUUUUAGCAUUAGAUUUAACGGAUAUCAACAACCUGCAAGAUGAAGUGUCAAAAGCUAUAAUGGUACACGGCAGAAUUGAUGUUUUGAUUAAUAAUGCCGGCAUUUCGUAUAGGGGAGAAGUUAUUGAUACGAAUGUUGAUGUGGACAUCAAAGUCAUGCUAUCGAAUUAUUUCUCUCAGAUUGCAUUAAGCAAAAUUGUUCUUCCAUAUAUGAUAAAGCAACAAUCUGGUCAUAUAAUUGGCAUAAGUAGUGUGCAAGGGAGAAUCGCUAUUCCAUUUAGAUCUGCCUAUGCUGCGUCUAAACAUGCAUUGCAAGCUUGGUACGAUACUGCCAGAGCAGAACUAUCUGACAAGAAUAUAAAAUUUACAGUCAUCAAUCCAGGGUACAUUAAAACAGCUCUUUCUCUUAAUGCGUUGACAGGAAAUGGACAAGUUUAUGGACUAAUGGAUAAAACAACUGAAAGUGGUUAUCCACCGAAGUACGUAGCUGAAUGCAUCUUAAAAUCUGUAUUGAAGCAAGAAAAGGAAGUUACUAUUGCGUCGUUUUCUCCAAAGUGUGCUAUAGUGCUUAGAACCUUGUUUCCUUCGCUUUAUUUCUGGAUUAUGCAAAAACGUGCGAGAAAAUUAGCACGGGAUAAAUAAUAUUAUUUGAAUUAAAUAUCAUACUGUUUAGUUACACAUCAAGUGAUUGCUUUGUGUUUGUUGCGGAUUUAUGUAUAUAUAUUUUUUAUGUAUAAAGUAAAAUGUUUUAGAAUAUAACUAUAUAAUUUAACAGGGUAUAAAUCUACG